Molecule: messenger RNA, 3575 nt
Organism: Clarias gariepinus (North African catfish)
Lineage: Eukaryota; Metazoa; Chordata; Actinopteri; Siluriformes; Clariidae
Product: toll-like receptor 13
Exons: 3
Coding region: 174-3146 (990 amino acids)
Biological process (GO): inflammatory response; toll-like receptor signaling pathway; immune response
Cellular component (GO): membrane
Molecular function (GO): transmembrane signaling receptor activity; protein binding
Source: RefSeq, a predicted model, not a curated record
AAUGCAGUCUACAUUAUUAAAAUUAAAGUGAGAAGUGAGAAAAGGGAAUCCGCCCACAUUCUCUGAGGCUUUAAAUACAUAAGUGAUGCGUGCAGUCUGAAUUUUAUUACGGCCUCAAGAUAUGAAACACUGCUCUGAAUAAACAGGAAAGCAGAUACACUCUGGUUUAAAAUAUGGGUAUGUAUAAAGGAGAAACGAUGUGUUUAUCGCUGCGUCUCUGCUUAAGAUUGAUUUUGUUUUUUAGUAUGUCUAGUGUCGGUACUGCUCUUAUCAGGAAGCACUGCAUGACUUUUGGUGAGCAUCUGCUCAGGGACAUUGGUACUAUGUGCUCUUAUCGGCCUGGGCUUGGUCCCUAUGCAGAAUGCAAAAACAUAGAUUUCCAAAAAGAUCUCUUGGAGGUUGAGACAGGAAUCCGAUCUCUUUGCAUUUACAGCAAUGCUACAGUCAUUCCAACCGCCGCUUUCUCUCAUCUUGCAACCUUGGAGUAUUUGCAAAUUCAUGGAUCUAAUCUCAGAACGCUUCAGUCUGGUGCCUUUUCUGGUCUUUUUAAUCUUAAGUAUCUGCUUGUUUAUUUCAGCGUCUCUGAUUGCACCAAUGUUGUCCUGGACCCCAAUGUGUUUGCAGGAUUGGAUAACCUAGAGGAGCUACUCUUAAAACAAUUUCAGUUGUCUAACAUUCCCAAUACCACAUUUGAGCACCUGGUCAGUUUACGUAAGCUGUCUCUGCAAACCGUGUGUGUGCAAGAACUUGGUGAUGUCUUGUACAAGAUUCCAAAUGAAAUGACUCACUUGAAAUACCUCCAGGUGUUGGACAGCGGCAUCACUUCGAUCAGAAACCGAGGCUGUUCGUCAUGGCCUUCAGCUGUGCUUGCAGGAAUACAGGUUAUAGAUCUUGGCCAGAACUCUAUUGAAAUAAUUGAGGCUAGCUCUUUAAGAUUUUUUCAGAAUCUUUCAAGUUUCUUUAUAGAUUUUCACGGCAAAUCCUUGCGAGAAAUUUGGGAAUCUGGACUUGGAAAUCUGAGCAGCAUUGUGGUGUCUGGAGACAUAAUACAAAGAUCUUCUACGAACUGCAAAGACGUGUGCCAGCUGGUUUCUAACUUGAAUCUCCACUCUGUGGAGCUAUCCUAUAUAAUCUUAGAUUCACUAACAAUGGAAGAUUUAGAAGAUUGUGGGACAGAACUUUCAGUGUUUGGAAUAUAUCAUUCAAAAGUCCAGCAUCUAGAGCCAACAUUCUGGAGAACCAUAGCAGAAAUACAGACAAUCAAUUUGUUCAGCAUAGCAUUGACCAACGCCUCAUUCUGUGCUAAUGCCAAUGGAACUGUUUGGAAUGUAACUACUAUGAGUCUAGUAAAGAACCAGCUAACAAGAGUCAAAACACACCAGUUUGUUUGCGCCCCUCUACUCGAGCAACUUCUGCUUAGUGAAAAUGCGAUUACAACUCUAGAACCUGAAGCCUUCGCUGGUCUGAGUCAUCUUAAGAUUCUCAAACUUGACUCGAACAAGAUCAACCUUCUUGCUGCUGAUGACUUCAAGUUUCUUCGAUCUCUAGAGGUCCUGCUUAUUGAUAAAAAUGUGAUUCAGGAAAUUAAGCAUGGGGCAUUUAGAAACCAGCGAAAUCUGCGUGAACUUGCAUUUGGAAAGUUGGACUAUGUCUAUACAUUAAAUGUCAACUUCCUGUUUUACGGUUUUCCAAGGGACCUUCAGCGUCUCAGCAUUGAUGCAGAUGUCGGAACUACUCUUUAUUUUGGAGAAAUCGGAAGACCCAAUGGAAACGUCACAUUUGAAUUGAAUGGAGUUGAGCUCAAAAUUGCAGAACCUAAUGCUCCAUUUUUGCAAUCUGUCCGAGAGCUUAAGCUGUCUGGACGUACGUUUUUUUGGAAGAACUACUUUUUUGUUCCUUAUUUUUCACAAUUAGAAUCUUUAGAGUUUACAGCUGAUCCUGAACAGAUAUUUCUCAAUUACACAGGAAUCAACAAUUUGCAUUAUCUCAAGCGUCUCAAACUCAUCAACCUUAAUUUCUCAAACUACACCAAUGCUGGCAUGACGUUCUGGAACCUAAAACAGCUACAGAUCCUUGUACUUUAUAACUGCCAUCUGAAUUUCCUGACUAAGAUAAUGUUCAGAGAUCUGCACUCGUUGGAACUAUUGUAUCUCGGCAGCAUAAAGCCACUGAUCUUACAGGAUGGGAUGUUUGAUGCAUUGCCUUAUUUGAGAGCUGUGGUGCUCCACGAAGUGGACUUUCGAUGUAACUGUGAGGCCAACUGGUUCCUCGAAUGGGCACAGAACACACGAGUACAGGUGAUCAAUCUGCAGCGACAGCUAUGUGUCUGGCAUUACCAGAAGCUAAAUUUAUUGUCCACCAUGGAAAAGUUGUGUCAGACAGAUGUGCAGUACCUGUGCUAUCUGGGCAUGGUCAACAUCAUAAGUCUGCUGCUGCUAAGUGCCGUUAGUUAUCGCUUUGCUUACUGGCCUUGUGUGGUCUUAAUCUUCCGACUCAGAGGACAUAUAGAGAGGAAGUUUGGUAAAGGUUGGUGGAGAAGAACACAAAGACAUAGAGGGGAUGAAGUAGAAGCUGAAGAAGACAUGAAAUACGAUGCAUUUGUGUCAUUUAGUAGUCGUGAUGAAGCUUGGGUCUUGGAGGAGUUGGCUCCAAGGCUGGAGGAACAAGGCCACCCUAGGCUGCGACUCUGCUUGCACCACAGAGACUUCGAGGUGGGCAAGGGAAUUGUCGAUAACAUCGCAGAGAGUAUCUACAGCAGUCGGCGUACGGUGUGUGUGCUUAGUCGUCAGUACCUGAGAAGUAACUGGUGCAGCCUGGAGAUGCGAGUUGCAACAUACCGACUGCUGGAAGAACAGAAACAUCGGCUCAUCCUCAUCUUCCUCGAGCACAUCUCUCCAUUCGAGCUCAGCACCUUUCACCGGUUGGCGAAGCUUGUUAAAUCACGCACGUACCUGGACUGGCCAACAGAUGAGGGGGAAAGGAUACAAUUUUGGGAACGUCUAAGAAGAAACAUUGCGGAAGGAGACAUGGUGAGGCAGUCACACAGACGUUUAUCUGGUGUUUUACAUACAUUCAGUAGAAUGUCUGCUAGCAUUUUAGCACUUCCCUUGCUGAAAGUCAAUACAAAGUUUACAACACAGCGAUAAAAAUGGUAAGAAUGUACAGUAUAUCAAAGUAAAAUAUUUUUCACAAAUGACAAUAAAAAGUCAUUAUAUUGUUUAAGCCACUGCUUAUUUCUUCAUAUUUUGCUUGCAAAGAACCAGAAUUAUUUGUAAUUAUAAAGUGGUCUUGAGGAAUAGUUUUUCAGACUUCCGGAAGGCAAGUUUCUGGUUCUCAUUUUUUAGUUCAGUCCCAGUUUUAGAGAAAAGUAUGAAUCAUCCAAACCAUCUAACUUAAGGCAUGAACCAGUGAGAAACAGGUGCAGAUGAUGACAGAUGAUCAGGCUGGUAAUUAGUAUACUGGUGAUGCUGAACGCUGAGUGGUUGGAACAGAUGAGAGGGGAAAUGAGGUUGUCACGUGAACAACUAAUUUUUAAAUUGACCAGUUAGAUAUAUAAUCAGGAAUAAUGUAACCUA